GCGGGAGGCUGAAGCCGGUCAAUAUGGUCGGUACUUGGUUUCUCUGCCGGGGUUUUACCACCCUGGCAGGGUUGUUGCUCCUGCCCUUCGGCAGCUUGGCCGCUAGUCAGAUCGAGGAUCAAGCAGAACAGUUCUUUAGAAGUGGCCAUACAAACAAUUGGGCAGUUUUGGUGUGUACAUCCCGGUUCUGGUUUAAUUAUCGGCAUGUUGCAAAUACUCUUUCUGUUUAUAGAAGUGUCAAGAGGCUAGGUAUUCCUGACAGUCACAUCGUUCUGAUGCUUGCAGAUGAUAUGGCAUGCAACCCUAGAAAUCCUAAACCAGCUACAGUGUAUAGUCACAAGAAUAUGGAACUAAAUGUGUAUGGAGAUGAUGUGGAAGUGGAUUAUAGAAGUUAUGAGGUAACUGUGGAGAAUUUUUUACGUGUAUUAACUGGGAGGAUUCCACCUAGUACUCCUCGGUCAAAACGUCUUCUUUCUGAUGAUAGGAGCAAUAUUCUUAUUUAUAUGACAGGACAUGGUGGGAAUGGGUUCUUGAAAUUUCAAGAUUCUGAAGAAAUUACCAACAUAGAACUUGCAGAUGCUUUUGAACAAAUGUGGCAGAAAAGACGCUACAAUGAGCUACUGUUUAUUAUUGACACUUGUCAAGGAGCAUCCAUGUAUGAGAGAUUUUAUUCUCCUAACAUAAUGGCUUUAGCCAGUAGCCAAGUGGGAGAGGAUUCACUCUCGCAUCAACCUGAUCCUGCAAUUGGAGUCCAUCUUAUGGAUAGAUACACAUUUUAUGUCUUAGAAUUUUUGGAGGAAAUUAAUCCAGCCAGUCAAACUAAUAUGAAUGACCUUUUUCAGGUGUGCCCCAAAAGUCUAUGUGUGUCUACCCCUGGACAUCGCACUGAUCUUUUUCAGAGGGAUCCUAAACAUGUCCUGAUAACUGAUUUCUUUGGAAGUGUACGGAAAGUGGAAAUUACAACAGAGACUAUAAGUUUGCAGCCAGAUUCAGGAAUCAUGAAAAGCAGCCAUGAGAAAGCUGGAAUGGAUGAGGAACUAAUGGAACCUCUGAAAUAUGCUGAACAACUUCCUGUAGCUCAGAUAAUACACCAGAAACCAAAGCUGAAAGAUUGGCAUCCUCCUGGAGGAUUUAUUCUAGGAUUGUGGGCACUCAUUAUCAUGGUUUUCUUCAAAACGUAUGGAAUCAAGCACAUGAAAUUCAUUUUCUAGAUGCAAUGAUGUAUGAAGAAGACUGCAUGGAAGACUACAACCUUGGAUAAAAGUUGAUGUCAGUAUAUUUGACAAAAUACAUUGCUCUUGUGUGACUUUGUGAAAAAUACAAGGGAACUAAAUUUGAAUGAACCAUUGAUUUUAUAACUUAAAGAUAAUUGUUAGAGUGUUAAAUGCUAAAUAUGUAUCAGUUUUUCAUUUUAUGUGUUAUUAAAGUAUUUGGCCAAAAAA
Molecule: messenger RNA, 1442 nt
Organism: Sus scrofa (pig)
Lineage: Eukaryota; Metazoa; Chordata; Mammalia; Artiodactyla; Suidae
Gene: PIGK
Product: phosphatidylinositol glycan anchor biosynthesis class K
Biological process (GO): attachment of GPI anchor to protein; proteolysis
Cellular component (GO): GPI-anchor transamidase complex
Molecular function (GO): GPI-anchor transamidase activity
Source: RefSeq, marked provisional